AUGGGUUGGCUGGUUCGGGACCUGCUCCAGCACUUGGAGGGAGUGAACACCAGGCAGUUUGCUCUGCAGCUCCCAGGACCCCACUCGGGGCCUGGCCGCACUUUCCUUCCGUGUCACCUCUUCCGGGCAGCCGCAUGUCUGCCCACACUGCCCACCGUACCCCAGGUGUUCAGGAAGUUUCCAACAAGAAUAGCUUUGAGAGGCUGUGCGCAGAGCAAGGUGAAGUUGAAUGCCAGAGGACUUGAAUCUCAGCUAAAGGACAGUAUUCCAGUUACUGAACUUUCAGCAAGUGGACCUUUUGAAGGUCAUGAUCUUCUUCAAAAAGGUUUUUCUUGUGUGAAAAAUGAACUUUUGCCCAGUCAUCCUCUUGAAUUAUCAGAAAAAAAUUUCCAGCUCAACCAAGAUAAAAUGAACUUUUCCACACUGAGAAACAUCCGUGGUCUAUUUGCUCCACUAAAACUGCAAAUAGAAUUCAAAGCAGUGCAGCAGGUUCAGCGUCUUCCAUUUCUUCCAAGCUCAGACCUUUCACUGGAUAUUUUGAGGUGUAAUGAUGAGACUGUUGGAUUUGAAGAUAUUCUUAAUGACCCGUCACAGAGUAAACUAAUGGGAGAACCACAUUUGAUGGUUGACUAUAAGGUCGGUUUACUGUAAUGCAGUGUGCUGUUCAUGGAAA
Messenger RNA from Hippopotamus amphibius kiboko, 673 nucleotides. RefSeq names its product proteasome maturation protein-like. NCBI's taxonomy places the organism in Eukaryota, Metazoa, Chordata, Mammalia, Artiodactyla, Hippopotamidae. Gene Ontology annotation, biological process: proteasome assembly. The transcript has 2 exons. The record is from RefSeq and is a predicted model, not a curated record. Gene Ontology annotation, cellular component: cytoplasm; nucleus. The coding region runs from base 1 to 651 and encodes 216 amino acids.